Durusdinium trenchii is the source of this 894-nucleotide messenger RNA. The record is from the annotation of a GenBank genome assembly. NCBI's taxonomy places the organism in Eukaryota, Dinophyceae, Suessiales, Symbiodiniaceae.
AUGGACGUGUCCAUGUCGGAUCGUGUGAGUAAGGACAAAGCAGUCCUCGCAAAAGGAGAGUCAAAGUGGCAGUCGGUGCAGGCGGAAGUUCGCAGGGCUCUGACACGACUCAAAGCCAGUCGCAUGGUCAAGAGCUUCCAAUCAGUGGCGACGGUGAUGGCAUUGUUCAAGUUAGCAAGUAUGGAAGGUGAGAGCAGGCAAGUUGAGUUGCGCAAAAUGAGGCAUGCCUUGAACCGAGCCAAGGCAAUCAUGGAGCAAGAGCUAGAGCGGAAGGUAGAGCAGAGAACAACGGAGCUGCGCAGAAUCUUAGAGAGAAAAAGAGAAGACCAUCUUGAGGCAGUUCUCAGGACACACGAGGUACAUAAAUUUUGUGGAAGCCCUGACUUUAGAGGAGCUGACAGGGCGGUUGCUGAAGCAGUGAGCACAAUGCUUUGCAACGAUGCGAUGGCUAGUGCACGAUUUUCCGAAGUGCUUCAAGGGUUAUUCACUCUUCUCUGGCGAGAAGUGGGCAUUGCUGCCUAUCAAUUCCGCGCCCCAUACAUGGCGUGGGGCGUGUUCGCGCCGUACAUACCCCUCCCAGCCAUGAUGUUUUUGGCUUGCGAGUCUAUCCUUGUCGGAAGGGUCAACCAGAGAGUUGUAGGUAUAGAUUAUAUCAAAGCACGCUUUCAUGCAAACUGGGGGCACUGCAUUGAAGGGGCGCGAAGUGUUGCUGCCAGUGAGCUUGACUGUAUCAAGGACACAGCCAGGAGGCGUGUUGAGAAGCAGGAAAAGCUGCUGCGAGAGGUGCAGCAGUCUGGGGCCAUAAUGGAUACUGACUCGAAGAAAGAAUUUGAGGAACUUCAUGCACGUUUUGGGCUGCUUGAAGAAACAAUGGAACAAAAAAGCCUUUUUUGA